Molecule: messenger RNA, 1631 nt
Organism: Zophobas morio
Lineage: Eukaryota; Metazoa; Arthropoda; Insecta; Coleoptera; Tenebrionidae
Gene: Dnali1
Product: 33 kDa inner dynein arm light chain, axonemal
Exons: 1
Coding region: 371-1126 (251 amino acids)
Cellular component (GO): axoneme; filopodium
Molecular function (GO): dynein heavy chain binding
Source: RefSeq, a predicted model, not a curated record
UCAGUCUAUCUUAGCAAGUUUGGUAACAAAACAACCAAAAAAAGUUCACAUUUUUGUUUAGAACGUACUGCCAACAGACUCGCUCGAUUCUGAUAACACAGUACCUAGUGAUUUAAUAUUUGUAAUUUUUUCAUGUUAAGUUGUCAACAUUUAGCUCACUAGCAUUGCUACCAACACAACACAAAAUUUCCUUCAAUGUUUUACCGGAAUACCAAAACGUAUGCGCAAUCAUGUGACCAGUGGCGGAUAUUCAAAUUUUCUUGACACUCAUUCCGUUAAAAUAACCUCUACUCCCUCUACCGGAUUACUCUUCCACCCCCAACGUUGCCAUGGUUUCAAUCCAGUUUGACAUAUCCUUCAACUUGACACCAUGGCCGAACGAAUCGUGCCCCUCAGCACCACCCUCGUCAAAUACGACAACCCCAUCCUAGUAACCAAACAUGAAGAAAAAAAGGUCCCAGCCGUCUCCAAAGACAAACUCCACGAAGAAGGGCACCCCCGCCCCAGGUCCACCGCCAUCCUCACGGACGCUCGUCGCGAAACCGAAGAAAUCCUCAACACCAUCCUCCCACCCAAAGAAUGGGAGGAAGAAGGGCAGAUGUGGCGCCAAAACGUCUCCACCACCCCCGCCACACGUCUCGACGUCAUCAACCUCCAAGAACAACUAGACAUGCGCUUGCAGCAGCAACAAGCCCGCGAAACCGGUAUUUGCCCAGUCCGUCGCGAAUUAUACACCCAGUGUUUCGACGAAAUCAUCAGACAAGUGACGAUAAACUGCGCCGAACGGGGGUUGCUGCUCCUGAGGGUGCGGGACGAAAUGAGGAUGACCAUAGAGGCGUAUCAGGCGCUGUAUUGUAGCAGUAUUGCGUUCGGAAUGAGGAAGGCUCUUCAAGCGGAGCAAGGAAAGUCGGAUUUGCAGCAAAGCGUGGAAGAGUUGAAGAACGAGAAGAUGGAGCUUGAGCAUCAGAUAAUCGAUUUGAAGCAGAGGGCGGAGCAGGCGGACAGGAGGGCGGCGGAGACGAGGUUGGCGGAGGAGAGGAAGCACACGGAAGAAAUCGCGUUCUUGAUGAAGACGAACCAACAACUAAAGGCCCAGCUGGAAGGAAUCAUCGCGCCGAAAAAGUAGUCACUAUUUUAAUGUUUUUAUUAAAACUUUUAUCGUUAUUAAAAUUUAAAAUCCAUUCCAAAGCACAUUAGUACAUACAUAGUCGGGUGAGUCUCGGGCCACCCGAUUCGGUAUAAAAUACUUGAGAUAACCACCACAAGAAAUAAAAUAUUUGUGUUAACUUAAGCUCUGGAAAUGAUUACACGUAAUACUAAACAAAUAGUUAAAAUUAAAUACUUUGUACAGUGAUAACAAUAAUUUAUAAUCUUACUAUUAUAAAAUAUAAAAAACCCAUCCACCCUGUAGAAACAUGUGAUGUCACUAGUAACAAAACUCGCUAAUGUUUGCCUUUUUUCGAACGUUUCCGUUUUUUCUUUUUGUUAUUUCCUGAAGCGACGUCUUCGUCGAACGGCUUCUCAUCUCCUGUUGUAGGAGUGGGAGGUUCGGAAGCGGAUUUCUCUUCGGAUUGGUCGUCUUUAGAGGCGAUGCUGCCGUUGAUUGGUGAGUCCGGAAUGAGGUCCUCGGG